This is a messenger RNA of Ixodes scapularis (black-legged tick), 3041 nucleotides long. It is a transcript of the gene eIF3c, whose product is annotated as eukaryotic translation initiation factor 3 subunit C. Gene Ontology annotation, molecular function: translation initiation factor activity; translation initiation factor binding; RNA binding. Gene Ontology annotation, cellular component: eukaryotic translation initiation factor 3 complex. The record is from RefSeq and is a predicted model, not a curated record. Bases 116 to 2986 code for a protein of 956 amino acids. Gene Ontology annotation, biological process: translational initiation. NCBI's taxonomy places the organism in Eukaryota, Metazoa, Arthropoda, Arachnida, Ixodida, Ixodidae. The transcript is spliced from 20 exons.
AACUGCUUCUAGCAACCCUGGACAAAGUUGCGCAUGCGCUUUUGCUCUCUCCCAGGCUUAGCCCUUUUUCCCGGAUUGCCGUGCUUCUUCGGGUUCUUACUGGUAAUCGCCCACCAUGAGCCGUUUCUUUGCCACCGGUUCGGACUCCGAGUCUGAAUCGGAGUCGUCGGAGGAGGAGCAGAUUCCGCAGAAGGCAGUCGCCGUCACAUCGGCGUAUGCCUUCAGCGACGAUGAAGAAGAGACGAAGCGGGUGGUCCGCAGCACCCGUGAGAAAAGGUAUGAAGAGAUUACGGAGAUAAUCAAACAAAUCAAGAACCACAAGAAAAUAAAAGACAUGAGCAAGCUCUUAACAAGCUUUGAGAACCUCACGAAGGCGUUUCAGAAAGCCAAGAUGGUGAUAGAGAAGGAGGAAGGGGGCAACAUCCCCAAGUUCUACAUCAGGAGCCUGGUGGAGCUGGAGGACUUUGUGUCGGAGUGCUGGGAGGACCGCGAGGGCCGCAAGAACAUGUCCAAGAACAACUCCAAGUCCCUGGCGACGCUACGGCAGAAGCUGCGCAAGUACAGCAAGGACUACGAGGCGGACAUCACCAGGUACCGAGAGAACCCUGAGGAGGAGGACGAAGAGCGGGACGAGGACGACGAAAAAGACUCUGAUGAUGACGACGACAUGAGCUUCAAGAAGAAGCCAGCUGCCAAGGUCGAGAAGGAUGAACCUGCUUCCAAGUUCAUGAAGGGCGGCUCUGACGACGAGGAAUCGGAUGACGACUCCAUGGACUGGGGUUCCUCCGACGAGGGUGAGAGUUCUCUCUCCAGUGACGACGAGAAGUACGGCGGGAACCUGGCCAUCAAGUUCCUCAAAAAGGCCGGAGGUGACAAGGACGAGCAGAAGGAGCAGCGCCGGCGGGAGAAGAAGCGUGAGCAGAAGGACAAGCGCAGGGACGACGACGAGGAGGGCUGGGAGGAGGUCAAGGGGGGCGUGCCCCUCAUCAUGGAAAAGCCCAAGAUGUUUGCCAAGGAUGCAGAGAUCAACCACGCGGUGGUGCUGAAGAAGCUGAACGAGAUCCUGGCAGCCAGGGGCAAGAAAGGCACGGAUCGGUCUGAGCAGAUUGAGCUGCUCAGCGAGCUACUGACCAUCUCCCAGGCACACAACCUGGGGCCGGGCUUCCAGCUCAAGAUCAUCUUUGCCGUCGUGUCGGCCAUCUUCGACUACAACCCCAACAUCGCCACCUGCAUGAAGCACGACAUGUGGCACAAGUGCAUGGAGCAGAUCGACCUGUGCAUCAACGUGCUAACGGAGAACAGCAACAUCUCAGUCGGAGAGCACGUGGCCGAGGAGUCCGAGUCCCUGACGGCCCCUCCCUACCGCGUGCGCGGCUGCAUUCUCACCGUGGUGGAGCGCAUGGACGAGGAGUUCACCAAGAUGCUACAGGGUUGCGACGCCCACUCGCCCGAGUACGUGGAGCGUCUGAAGGACGAGAAGAAUGUGUGCCGCAUCAUUGAGCGCCUCCAGAGCUACCUCGAGGGCAGAGGCUCUGCCUCGGAGCUCUGCCGCAUCUACCUGCGCCGCAUCGAGCACCUCUACUACAAGUUUGAUGCCAGCGUGCUGGCACGCCGACCCAAGACAAGUGAGGGCGGCGAAGAGAAGGAGUCUGCAGACGCUCCAGCGGCUGAGAAGCCGGCCGCUGCCGAGCCGGCCCCAGCCGAAGCCGAGCCCACGGCCGAAGACACCAACAAGGCCCCGGCCGUGGCCCCGACAGAAGCCGCGGCUGACACCCCGGCGGCGGACGUGCCGGCCGAGGGUGACGAGGACGAGGAGGGAGUCCACCGGGCAGAGCGGGUGGCUCCGAUGCGCUCUACGCUGAACAGCCUGGAGCAGAUGGAGCACCUGUGCAAGUACAUCUACGCCAAGGACAGCACGGACCGGAUCCGGACGCAGGCCAUCCUGUGCCACAUCUACCACCACGCCCUGCACGACAACUGGUACCAGGCCAGGGACCUGAUGCUUAUGUCCCAUCUGCAGGAGAGCAUCCAGCACUCGGACGUGCCCACGCAGAUCAUGUACAACCGGGCGCUGGUGCAACUGGGGCUGUGUGCCUUCCGGCACGGCAACAUCCGAGACGCCCACAAUGCGCUGCUGGACAUUCAGAGCGGCGGCCGUGCCAAGGAGAUGCUGGCUCAGGGCCUGUUGCCCCAGCGCCAGCACGAGCGCACCUCCGAGCAGGAGAAAAUUGAAAAGCGCCGCCAGAUGCCCUUCCACAAGCACAUCAACCUGGAGCUGCUCGAGUGCGUCUACCUGGUCUCGGCCAUGCUGCUCGAGAUCCCACAGAUGGCCGCUCACGAGUUAGAUGGUCGCAAGAGGAUGAUCAGCAAGUCAUUCCACUACCAGCUACGCAACACGGAGCGCCAGCCUCUUGUUGGUCCCCCGGAGAGCAUGCGAGAGCAUGUUGUGGCCGCCUCCAAGGCAAUGCGGGUGGGCAACUGGCGGGCCUGCCGGGGCUUCAUCAUCAACGAGAAGAUGAAUGCCAAGGUGUGGGACCUGUUCCAUCAGGCGGACACAGUGCGGGCCAUGAUCGGCCAGAAGAUCAAGGAGGAGUCCCUGCGCACGUACCUGUUCACCUACUCGUGCGUGUACGACUCUCUCUCCAUUGAGACCCUGGCCGACAUGUUCGAGCUGAACCGGGCCGUCGUCCACUCCAUCGUCAGCAAGAUGAUCAUCGGGGAGGAACUCAUGGCGUCCCUGGAUGAGCCGAACCUGAUGGUGGUGCUGCACAAGACGGAGCCGUCCCGCAUCCAGGCCCUGGCCCUGCAGCUGUGCGACAAGGUCACCAACCUCGUCGAGUACAACGAGCGCCUCUGGGAGCUCAAGCAGGGCUCCUUCUUCGGACGCAACACCGGUAUGCAAGGCUUCCGGGAUGGAUACCAGAAGGAAGGCUAUGGACAGCGGGACCGCAACUGGGGUCGAAGACAAAACCAGAGGAAUUACUAGCAUGGAGGUUCUCGCGGUUUUCUGCAAAUAAAAGAUGCGGGAUAUCUGUUCUUAA